This is a messenger RNA of Gallus gallus (chicken), 4347 nucleotides long. RefSeq names its product myosin IH (gene MYO1H). The coding region runs from base 1041 to 4151 and encodes 1036 amino acids. Gene Ontology annotation, biological process: vesicle transport along actin filament; actin filament organization. Gene Ontology annotation, cellular component: plasma membrane; microvillus; myosin complex. Gene Ontology annotation, molecular function: ATP binding; microfilament motor activity; actin filament binding. The record is from RefSeq and is a predicted model, not a curated record. The transcript has 35 exons. Lineage: Eukaryota; Metazoa; Chordata; Aves; Galliformes; Phasianidae.
GGCGCGCAGAGCCCCGCGCGGGGCGGCGGACGCGGGGAGGCGCCGUGAGGCCACCGCUGUGGGCGACGUGGGCCGCUGCCUCACCGCCCUCAGUGCAAAAAACGCCUUCCUUGUAUCCAGUCUAUAUCUCCCCUCUUUCGGUUUGAAGCCGUUUCCCCUCGUCCUGUCUCAGCAGACCCUUUCGGGGGGACAGCCCCAGAAAAUACUGUCCUGGAUUUCUCAGCGUCACGGCCUAUCUCAGGCCUAUCCAGAGAGCCAAAAAGGAGCGUUUAAAACAAAAAGCAGCAGUGCUGCUGGAGCCUGAGGUGCACAGCUUACCCAGCUGCAAGGAUUCCCUAAAUUACAGAGACACUGUGCCAUCUUUGUUGCCACUUAGAGACUUUACCUGCUUACCCUGCAGCUUAAAAGCAUUUGUAAUGCAUUCCUGUAGCCUAACAUUUGUAGGAGGGGUAGAGGUAAAACACAGCAUUUCUUUUAGGGCUUCUGAGGAUUUACCUGAGCCACUGUGUUGAAGUUUCUGCUCGGCUGCUUUCCUUGUGGCAACACACCUGAUGUGCGGAUUCGUUCCCCUCAUGCAGGUGGAUUUGCACAUCUCCUGCUUCCAAGAGCCGGAUUAUGACAGUUAUUCAUGAACUUCGGGUGUUUGCUGGGAUUUCUGUGAAUGUUUGCACCAAUAUAACUUUCCAGGUGGAAGAGUCCUGCAGAAACCCACCCUGGUAAUUCCUAUGAGCUGUAAAAAUCCAGAGAAGCUCGUGGUGCAAUUUUUCAUCAGUUUGUGGGAUGGAGUGUGAGGACAGCACUGCAAGGAUGCCAGCAGAGGUAGGAGUGCCUUUCCUCAGGGUUUGGUUGCACCAUCAGGACCUUGCAGAAAGAAAGAAAGGAAAAAAAAAAGAAGAAAGUAUGUGAAUGUGAUCGUCAGGUGAGAACAUAGCCUCCUACCUGGCUGCACAGUGUGACGAAGGACCAUAAACAAGUUCAAAGCACCUUUUGAAUGGUUUAGCUGGAAUAAUUGUUAUCAGCUGACUUUAACAGCAUUCAAGAUGGAUACCCAGAAGGAAGAGGUGGAAGAUAACACUGACAUCAUCAUGGAGGGGGCUCUGAUAGCCCGGGACAGAGUUGGGGUGCAGGACUUUGUGCUUCUGGACUCCCACACCAGUGAGGCUGCUUUCCUGAACAACCUCCGCAAGCGAUACCAAGAGAACCUCAUCUAUACAUACAUUGGCACUCUCCUUGUAUCUGUCAACCCUUACAAAGAGCUGGAUAUCUACACAGUGACCCAGAUGCAGCUUUACAGGGGGGUGAACUUCUUUGAACUGCCACCACAUCUAUAUGCCAUAGCUGACAACGCCUACCGGGUGAUGUGCAGUGAGUACAACAACCAUUUCAUCCUCAUCUCUGGGGAGAGUGGAGCUGGGAAGACGGAGGCUUCCAAGAAGAUCUUGCAGUACUAUGCAGUCACCUGUCCGACUACAGAGCAGCUGCAGGUUGUCCGUGAUCGUCUGCUGCUGUCAAACCCUGUUCUGGAGGCUUUUGGAAACGCAAAAACUCUACGGAACGACAACUCAAGUAGAUUUGGAAAAUACAUGGACAUCCAAUUUGACUUUAAGGGAGCUCCAGUGGGAGGGCACAUCCUCAGUUACCUGAUUGAGAAAUCCCGAGUUGUCCAUCAAAACCAUGGAGAGAGGAAUUUCCACAUCUUCUAUCAGUUAUUAGAGGGUGGAGAGAAGGAUCUUCUCAGCUGGCUUGGGCUGGAGCGCAACCCUCAGAAGUAUGCUUAUCUCGUCCAGGGUCGAUGUGCCAAAGUGUUUUCUAUUAAUGAUAAGAAUGACUGGAAAAUAGUCCGCAAAGCUUUUUCUAUCAUCGACUUCACUGAAAAAGAUUUGGAGCAUCUCUUUGGAAUAGUUGCUAGUGUCCUGCACCUUGGGAACAUUCAGUUUGAAGAGGAUAGCAAUGGACAUGCCAUCAUUCGCAACGGCACUCAGAUCAAGUGGAUUUCAAAGCUCCUGGGUGUCCACUUGUCCAUUCUGCAGGAAGCCCUCACCCAUCGGAAGAUUGAAGCCCGCUCUGAAGAGGUCUUAAGCCCAUUGAAUGUUGAUCUGGCAUUCUAUGCUCGGGAUGCUGUAGCGAAGGCAAUUUAUGGACGGACUUUCACUUGGCUGGUCAACAAAAUUAAUGGCUCCUUAGCCAACAAGGAUUCAACUCGUAAGACUGUCAUUGGCCUGCUGGAUAUUUAUGGCUUCGAAGUGCUGGACACAAACAGCUUUGAGCAGUUUUGCAUUAAUUACUGCAAUGAGAAACUCCAGCAACUGUUGAUUGAGAUGACCUUAAAGGCAGAGCAGGAGGAGUACGAAAUGGAAGGAAUAGAGUGGGAACCAAUUCCUUAUUUUAACAACAAGAUCAUCUGUGACUUGGUUGAGCAGAAGCAUAAAGGAAUAAUUUCCAUUCUGGAUGAAGAGUGCUUACGACCUGGUGAAGCAACUGACCUAAGCUUCUUGGAAAAGCUGGAAGAGAAAGUAGGAGACCAUGCCCACUUCGUGACUCGCAAGCUUGCAGAUCAGAAAACACGAAAAUCCAUUGACUGGGUGGAUUUCCGCCUCCUUCACUAUGCAGGGGAAGUCACAUACUGUGCAGUUGGAUUUCUGGAGAAGAACAAUGAUCUCCUGUACAGAAACCUGAAAGAGGUGCUGUGCAACUCUAAAAAUGGAAUCGUUAGAGAGUGCUUUUUACUGUCAGAACUGGACAGCAGGAGGAGGCCGGAGACUGUUGCAACCCAGUUCAAAAACAGCCUAAUGAGUCUAAUAGAAAUCCUGAUGUCCAAGGAGCCUUCUUAUGUCCGAUGCAUUAAACCAAAUGAGAACAAGGAGCCUGGGAAGUUUGAUGAUUGCCUGAUCCGGCAUCAGGUGAAAUACCUGGGGCUGAUGGAGCACCUGCGUGUGAGACGGGCUGGCUUUGCAUAUCGGCGGAAGUAUGAGCACUUCUUGCAAAGAUAUAAAUCCCUGUGUCCUGCUACCUGGCCUCACUGGCACGGGCCUGCAGCUGAGGGUGUGGAGAGGCUUAUCAAGCACAUAGGUUAUAAGCCUGAGGAAUACAAAUUGGGAAGAACCAAAAUAUUCAUUCGUUUCCCAAAGACUCUGUUUGCUACAGAAGAUGCAUUUGAAAUAAGAAAGCACCUGUUAGUUUCAAGACUACAAGCCAAAUAUAAAGGACGCCUUGGGAAGAGAGACUACCAGAAGAAGAGAAAAGCAGCUAUCAAGCUGGAGGCUUGUUGGCGAGGAGUGCUGGCACGGAAGGAGGCCAAGAAGAGGACGUGGGCUGUUCAGAUCAUCAGGAAAUUCAUAAAGGGUUUCAUCAAUCGGAAGAAACCUCUGUGUCCAGAGAACACUGAAUUUGUGAGGCUUGUGCAGUACAAAUACCUCAUGAAGCUUAGAGACCACAUUCCCAGAAAUGUCUUGGACAAGAGCUGGCUCCAACCUCCUUCUAUCCUGGAAGAGAUAUCUGAGAUGCUACAGAAAAUCUGUAUUAGGAACCUAGUACAGAAAUACUGCCGAGGUGUCACUCCUGAGAGGAAAGUGCAGUUACAGCAAAAAGCUGUCACAAGUGCCAUUUUCAGAGGAAAGAAGGAGGGCUACCAGCAGAGCAUAAACCUGCCCUUUGCAGACACGCGGCUGAAAGAGACCGAUAUAAGCCCCAAAGUGCUGCAGCUCAUCCAGGGCGAGAAGGUGAAGUAUGCGACCCCCGUGGUCAAAUAUGACAGGAAUGGCUUCAAAGCACGGGAGCGCCUGCUGGUCCUGACCCAGUCCUCAGCGUAUGUGGUGGAAAUGGCCAAGAUCAAGCAGAAAAUAGACUAUGCCACUUUGAAAGGUAUUUCUACCAGUAACCUGUGUGAUGGGAUUGUGGUCAUCCAUGUUCCUGAGGACAACAAACAGAAGGGAGAUGUGAUACUUCAGUGUGAACAUAUCUUUGAGACGGUCACUAAGCUCUGCAUGCUGGCCAACAAGCAGAACCUCGUUAAAGUUGUGAAGGGAAGCCUUCGGUUUCGCAUUGGCUCUGGGAAGGAAGGGACAAUGGUGUUCACUGUUGGGCCGGAGCCCCAUGUCUUUAAAGCCAAAGAUGGACAGCUUACAGUGGUGUCAAACCAGGCAAAGUCUUGAUGAGAAGCAGUUCCAGUUUCUGGUCACCAGGAAUGGAAAGGAGCCUGCGGGCUGAGACCAGCACCUGCAGCACCCCUGCAAUCUUUGAUGCCAUAGGGUUGCUGUGACUUGAGAGUUUGCUUGCAUCUUUUAGGCACUUUUUUUAUAGCUUAAAACUAUUGAGUUGUAUCUAAAUAAAUUCAUCACCUUGCUGUAA